GUGCUUCGGACAACAUGCUGCCACUUCAUCGGCUCCGAGCCGCUUGUGUCGCGUCGACGCGGCCUCGUCCCUCGCCACCUGCGGCCCUUCCCCUUCUCCCGGCUGGAUGCGUGUCCUCCCGCCUCCGGCGCCCAUCCCUCAGAUAGGGGCAUUUUGAGCAUCACAAUUGUCCUCGGCUCAGCAGCGAAUAGUUCCCCCCCCGCCCCCCUCUCUCUCUCUCUCUCUCUCUCUCAGAUUCCUUCUCUACUUUGAUGUCUAAUUGCGUAUCCCCUUCGACUGGUCUCGUUUUUCUUCACCCUCAUCAAAUUGUCCGAUGAAUUUGAGAUAUUUGGGGCUCAAAGAUCUCCUUUUUGUGUUCUUUCCUCUGUUUUCUCCUCGUCCCAUGUCUUCUGUGUUUGUCUGGCACAAUUUUUCCUUCAAAUUUCCCCUAAUAUUUGGUUCGUACCCAAAACCAUUUCCCGGGUUCGAAAUGAAUCGAUAAAAAAUCAAAUCUGUGAGAAGAAAGUUCGGUUUUUGAUCGAAGUUUUUCGUUGCCGUUUCUUUUGGGUGUGCUGAUGGAAGCAGAGGCAGCGGAGGGGGAACUGGAGCGCCCGUCGUCGGCUAUCGAGAGCUUCCCGAGAGAUUUGCUCCAUAGAUUGUCCGGAAACAACUUCUCCAGUGAGCAAGCGGAGGCGCUGGGCGGGGAGUCCGAUGAGGUCGAGCUCAAUCUCUCCCUCGGCCUCUCCCUCGCCGGAUGCUUCGGGGUGGAUCCGGAGGGGAAGAAGCUGGUUCGGUCGUCGUCGAUCGCGUCCUUCUCGUCGCUGCCGAGGGAGCACGACUUCUUCACGGUGACGCCAUCCCUCGUGAGAGCGAGCUCGUUGCCAACGGAAUCGGAGGAAGAGAGGAGGAAGAGGAAGGAAUCGCAGGGCUUGAGAAGGUUGGAGGCGAAGAGGAAGAGGCUGGAGAAGAGGAGUUCGAUCAAAUCGGGUGCUCUGAAAGAUGAGGGAGGGAAGAGUUUGUCGGCAGCCAUGUCAGUCGACGGCCGCCUCAGCCUUCCCAUCGGAACCCAGUUCAGUGGGGUGUUCGACGUAGUCAUUCCUCCAAGGCCACCGGCGUGGGCAGCGGGGCCUAACAGCACAGUGGCGCAGGGGUCAGUUGGAUCGCAGGGCAGCAGCUCCUUCAGUGUGUCCGAGGUCGAGAGCCAGACGCCGGCUCGAGGAGAGGAAGAUCCUCUGAAGAAGGUUGCAGAUGCAACCGCCGACGCAAGUCUGGGGAGGAACAUGAUGGAAGACAUGCCCUGUGUCUCCACCAGGGGAGAUGGUCCCAAUGGAAGAAGAAUUGAGGGCCUCCUCUACAGAUAUAAGAAGGGAGAAGAUGUAAGAAUAGUGUGCGUCUGCCAUGGCAGCUUCCUCACCCCGGCUGAGUUCGUCAAGCAUGCGGGUGGCGGUGAUGUCGCCCACCCCCUGCGGCACAUCGUCGUCAAUCCUUCUCCACCAGCCUUGUUGUAGUUUCAGCUCUCCUCUCUUCCUCCCCGGAAGAGAUGGAAUUCUCUUCUGACAUAUGAUGAGUUGAUGAUGACUUCCUAUUGCAGAUGAAUGGAUGUGAAUUGUACAUGCA
This is a messenger RNA of Musa acuminata AAA Group (dessert banana), 1596 nucleotides long. RefSeq names its product ninja-family protein AFP3-like. NCBI's taxonomy places the organism in Eukaryota, Viridiplantae, Streptophyta, Magnoliopsida, Zingiberales, Musaceae. The transcript is spliced from 2 exons. The coding region runs from base 555 to 1487 and encodes 310 amino acids. The record is from RefSeq and is a predicted model, not a curated record. Gene Ontology annotation, biological process: signal transduction; negative regulation of DNA-templated transcription. Gene Ontology annotation, cellular component: nucleus.